Lolium rigidum is the source of this 1657-nucleotide messenger RNA. Its product is annotated as serine-threonine kinase receptor-associated protein-like. The record is from RefSeq and is a predicted model, not a curated record. Gene Ontology annotation, molecular function: RNA binding; protein binding. Gene Ontology annotation, cellular component: SMN complex. Bases 276 to 1301 code for a protein of 341 amino acids. The transcript has 7 exons. NCBI's taxonomy places the organism in Eukaryota, Viridiplantae, Streptophyta, Magnoliopsida, Poales, Poaceae. Gene Ontology annotation, biological process: spliceosomal snRNP assembly.
CCCCGCUCCUUGGCCUAGUCCCUAGUUCCCCCGAGGCCAGCCAGCCUCACACUCGGCACCCUCCCACACUCCAUUGCCGUCUGUAUCCAAUAAAACUCAAUCCAUCCUCAGGGAUCCGGAUCAAGUCGAUCCCUCGCCGAUCCGCCCGAUUUUUCUACCGGAUCGGGGCUAGGGUUAGGGCACCAGGGAGGGCGCCGCAUUUCAGGCCGCCGCCGGAGUCGACGAGCUAGGUUCACCCACGGGGGAAGAGGACCGCCGAAGAGGAGGGAAGAGAAAUGGAGAAGAAGAAGGUGGCGGUGUCGAAGGUGUGCCACGGCCACUCGCGGCCGGUCGUCGACCUCUUCUACAGCCCCGUCACGCCCGACGGAUACUUCCUCAUCAGCGCCAGCAAGGACUCGAAUCCAAUGCUUCGUAAUGGUGAUACGGGAGAUUGGAUUGGAACUUUUGAAGGUCAUAAAGGUGCUGUUUGGAGCUCUUGUCUAGACACAAAUGCCCUCCGUGCUGCCUCCAGUUCUGCAGAUUUCUCAGCCAAAAUAUGGGAUGCACUAACAGGAAAUGAGCUACAUUCAUUUGAGCACAAGCAUAUAGUUCGUGCAUGUGCCUUUUCAGAGGAUACACACAUGUUGCUCACUGGAGGAAUGGAAAAGAUUUUGCGUGUAUAUGAUAUGAAUCGUCCAGAUGCAGCUCCAAGAGAGCUUGACAAAGCACCUGCUUCUGUACGCACUGUUGCUUGGCUUCAUAGUGACCAAACUAUUCUAAGUUCCUGCACCGAUAUGGGUGGAGUGAGAUUAUGGGAUGUGAGAAGUGGAAAAAUUGUCCAAACUCUUGAAACCAAGGCACCUGUCACCAGUGCAGAAGUAAGCCAGGACGGCAGGUUCAUUACUACAGCUGAUGGUUCAAGUGUUAAAUUUUGGGAUGCGAAUCAUUUUGGGCUCGUUAAAAGCUAUGAUAUGCCAUGCAAUGUGGAGUCAGCUUCACUUGAACCAAAGUCUGGGAGUAAGUUCAUUACAGGAGGGGAAGAUAUGUGGGUUCAUGUAUAUGAUUUCUUCACUGGUGAAGAAAUAGCCUGCAACAAAGGUCAUCAUGGUCCAGUCCACUGUGUCCGGUUCGCUCCUGUUGGUGAAUCAUAUGCAUCAGGAUCGGAAGAUGGCACCAUCCGUAUCUGGCCGCUGAACCCAGCUAAUGCUGAUGACAGUGAGGCGCCGAAUGCAAACGGUAAACCAAAGGCUGCGGUGGUAAAUGAGGUUGCACGUAAAAUCGAAGGCUUCCACAUUUCCAAAGAGGGUCAGGCCGAGGCCUAGGAUAACAUUGUUCACAAACCUGGCAGUGGUUUGUGCUUAUUGAGAGAUUGCCACCAGAGCCCAGGUCUUCUGGUGCUGCACUCGAGUCCAUCAUGUUGAAGCUUCUCUGCCGACCAAGGGUGGCUUGGAUCUCUCUAUCGCCGGGGGGAACUUGUCCGCUGUGAGCAAACGGUUGAUUUCUGUACGGGGACCUCUUCAGUAGACUAUGUUAAGAUAGCAUUUUAAGAGCCAGAAUAAACCGAGGGGAAAGCAAGUCUGGCAGUUAGUGUCAUGCCUUUGUUUGCAGAAAGUAAAAUUUAUGUAUCGUCAUAGCAGUCGUUAUACAGAUGUCAAUUGUGUUAACCCGUUUUUGCUCA